AUGGAGGGUGGCCAGACCUCGUCGACCUCCGCCCCCGCUGGGAACUCCAGCGACUUCGUUCGCAAACUGUAUAAAAUGCUGGAGGAUCCCUCCUACGCGUCCAUUGUCCGCUGGGGAGAUGAAGGGGAUAGUUUCGUGGUCCUCGAGGUAAAUGCGCCCCCCCCCCCCCCCCUAAAUGUCUUCUCCUACCGGUAUCGGUCGCGAUCGAUCGAGACUAACUUCCAGCGUCCAUUCUACAACUUUGCCAGUUUCGUGCGCCAACUCAACAAGUACGACUUCCACAAGGUUCGCCAGAAUAACGAGGAAAAUGGCCAGUCGCCGUAUGGGCAAAACGCAUGGGAAUUCAAACACCCCGAGUUCCGCGCCAAUAGCAAGGAUUCGUUAGACAACAUUCGCAGAAAGGCUCCUGCUCCCCGCAAGCAGAACCAGCCCAACGAUGAAUCCGCACCCACCCAGCAGAUCGACCUCCUCAACCAACAGAUUGUCGCCCAGCAACAACAAAUCCAGCAUCUCUCGGAUCGCUAUGCACAGCUCACCGUGGAUCAUCAGCUCAUGUUGCAGGAGGUGAUGCGAGUGCAGAAGACAGUCUUGAACCAUGAGAAUGUGAUUCACCAGGUGAUGACUUACUUGCUCUCGGUGGAUGCGCGCCAGCGAAGGGACAGCAAGGCCCUCGCUUUCCAGGGCCAAGGCGGCGCCGCGAUGAGUCCGUCUCAGGUUGGCGGUGUGGACGACGAGCCAUCCUCGCCUCUCCAGCAGGCGUCGAAGCUGCUGAACGAUAUGAACUCCGAGAUGCAGUUCAACCUGGCGGCCAUGGAUCCAGCAGCUGCGGCUAGCGAUGCCCAGAAGGCGGGCGCGGUCCCAGUAGCUGCCCCCACCAUGGAUCCAGCAGCUCGCGGUAGCGUCGCUGUCGCUCGUCCAGUGACUACUGUACCACCCAACCCUGCAGCGAUGGUCUAUCCCAAGAUGGGCAGCGACCUGGAACAAGUGGUUUACCCUGUGGGUGCCACCAACGGUAUCGAUCCGAUGUAUAGCGAGCACGUUAAUAAUGUGCCGUACCCCAUGCCCCCCAAGCCAGAAGUUGACCCUGCCGAGGCUCGACGCUACCAAGACAAUGGUAACCGCAAGAAGACCACCCACGUCGAUCCCGGCUGGGUACGCAGUCCGCAAAUCUUGCUGGUCGAGGACGACGCGACUUGUCGACAGAUUGGUGGAAAAUUCUUAUAUUCGUUCAAUUGUGUGGUUGACACUGCGUUCGACGGUCUGGAGGCUGUAAACAAGAUGCAAGGCGGUUCAAAAUACGAUCUGAUUCUCAUGGAUAUUAUCAUGCCGAAUCUUGACGGUGUCUCUGCCUGUCAUCUCAUCCGCCAGUUCGACCGUACGCCUAUCAUUGCUAUGACCUCCAACAUCCGUAGUGAUGAUAUUCAGCUCUACUUCCAACACGGUAUGGACGACGUCCUACCGAAGCCUUUCACUCGCAAGAGUCUUCUCGGUAUGCUAGAGAAGCACUUGGUGCACCUCAAGACUAUGGCGCAGGGGAUCGAUACCGCCGCGCCCACCGCAGCAGCAGUGACGAUGGCAGCUCAAACGUCGGCCACGCAAUCAAUCAAAGAGGAUAAUAGCUCCCCUGGUCAAUCUCCGGCCGGGUCGAUGAAUAACUGGCAAUCCCCUGGUCAAUUCCAUGGCAUGGCGCCAGUGCCACAACCAAUGUCUGCGGUCCCUGGGCAAUUCGUGGCCGCCCCCGGCGCACCACCGGGCACCUAUACGGUGGACCAGAAUGGCGUGCAAUUCCCUGCACCUCCCACGAUAACUGUUCCCUCCAGUGGUGUCCCUCCUCGGCCACAACAUCGUCGGCAAAUGUCCGAGAUGGCAAGCGCUACAGAAAACCCGAACGUCAAACGACAGCGCAUGUACCCCCAACCUCAACCGAUGAUGGCCGUACAAGCUGGGCGACCUGGCUAA
Penicillium daleae is the source of this 1959-nucleotide messenger RNA. RefSeq lists its product as uncharacterized. The transcript has 7 exons. Bases 1 to 1959 code for a protein of 652 amino acids. Lineage: Eukaryota; Fungi; Ascomycota; Eurotiomycetes; Eurotiales; Aspergillaceae. Gene Ontology annotation, biological process: regulation of DNA-templated transcription; phosphorelay signal transduction system. The record is from RefSeq and is a predicted model, not a curated record. Gene Ontology annotation, molecular function: DNA-binding transcription factor activity; sequence-specific DNA binding; phosphorelay response regulator activity.